AUGGAUACAAUCAAUCACAUAUCUCCAUCAUUCGAAUCUUAUAUCACAGUAUUUGCAAAGAUCGUACCCAAAGGAUUUUAUGUGGUCGCAGCAGUGGCUUUAUUUCUCUGCAAGAAGGUCUAUGAUUUUACUGCCGCUCCUUAUAAAUUGAGGCAUUUCCCAAAGGUCUCCUUCUUUGCCUUUUCCAAGUCCAUUUUUUCCGCUGAGUCAGUGGAGCAUCGGACAAAGCGGCUGAUUUCCCCACUUCUUCACAAGUAUAAAGGUUUUUAUAUUGCAAAGUUUCCUUUAUACUGGACAGUAUUUGUAACCGAACCCCAUGCAGUACAAUACGUUUUGAUGAAAGGAGAAAUAUUUCCAAAGAAAACCCGGUUUAUGAACACUCUAAACAAGGAUAGUCUUAUGAUACGUCUAUUUGGAAGUUCAAACAUUGCAUUUGCCAGUGGUGAGAUUUGGAAACAUCAACGCAAGAUCAUGAACCCGGCUUUUCACCGCACUGCACCUAUUGAGCUAUUUGGACGCAUGAUUCCAGACAUGUUCAGACUGAUUGACAAGUCCAAUGGAAACAUCAUGCUAGCCGACUUGCUACACAGGAUAACCUUUGAUGCUAUGGGAAAAGCCUUAUUCGGAUUUGAUUUCAAGACUGCAAGAGAAGAAAAUUCUGAAUGGACAUCAGCUUAUAACGAUGCAAUGUCAGGAAUUAGUGCUCCAAUUUUAAAUAUUACUCCUUCUCUUGAACAUAUCACUCGCUACUUAUAUCCUGAUUACGCAAAGGCCAAAAAAGGUAUAGACAAACUUACCGAGCUGACCCUUGAGAUGGUGAAUGAAAGGAAAGAAAAAAUACAGGAAGCAAUAGGUCAGCCUGAUGAUGGCCGCGAAAAAGACUUUUUGACACUUAUCAUUGAAGCUGAAAUGAAAGAAGAUAAAGCAAGUGGCUCAGGUGGCCUACGAGAAAACUUAAAAGCUUUUCUCGUCGCAGGGCAUGCGUCUACAGCAAGCUCUAUAUCAUUCUGUAUAUAUCACUUGGCUAUGAACAAGGAUGUACAGAAUAAAGCACGCAAAGAAGCUUUAGAUAUUCUAGGAGAUGAUGCUAAUAUUAGUACCCCAACUGUUAAUGAAUGCAAGCAUAUUACUUAUAUUAAUAUGAUUAUAAAAGAGACUUUGCGCUUGAAUGCACCAUUUGGUACACUUUUUGAGCGAAUAGCAACAGAAGAUGUUACUCUGUCCGGGGUAUUUAUUCCAAAGGGUACAAUUAUAAGUGUAGACAUUGAGACAAUACACAAGAACCCAGCCAUUUGGAAGAGCCCGACUGUCUUUGAUCCCGAGAGAUUCAGUAAAGGAGGCGAACAUGAUCAGCAUGAAGGUAUUACGUGGGCACCUUUCAGUGAUGGAAACCGAAAGUGUCUUGGUAUUAAUUUCAGUAUGGCCGAGCAACAGGUUAUUCUGCUUAUGUUGUUGAAACAUUAUGAAUGGGAUCUAUCUGAGAACUCGAUUCACAAAAAUGGAAUUGUAUAUGAUGGUAUUUCCUUAUUUACACCAAGAUCUCUGUAUAUCAAAUUCAACAAAAGACACUAG
This is a messenger RNA of Phycomyces blakesleeanus NRRL 1555(-), 1572 nucleotides long. Its product is annotated as CYP509 protein. The record is from RefSeq and is a predicted model, not a curated record. Lineage: Eukaryota; Fungi; Mucoromycota; Mucoromycetes; Mucorales; Phycomycetaceae. The coding region runs from base 1 to 1572 and encodes 523 amino acids. Gene Ontology annotation, molecular function: iron ion binding; oxidoreductase activity, acting on paired donors, with incorporation or reduction of molecular oxygen; heme binding. The transcript has 10 exons.